This is a messenger RNA of Theobroma cacao (cacao), 2883 nucleotides long. It is a transcript of the gene SWI3C, whose product is annotated as SWITCH/sucrose nonfermenting 3C. The record is from RefSeq and is a predicted model, not a curated record. Gene Ontology annotation, molecular function: protein binding; zinc ion binding. Lineage: Eukaryota; Viridiplantae; Streptophyta; Magnoliopsida; Malvales; Malvaceae.
AAGCCGCUGUUGCGCCAAAGGCCCCAAAGCGAAGAACGCUCAAUUGCUGGAAGGGCACGGAGGGAGAGAAACAGAGCCAAAAAGAAAAGAAAAGAAAAAAAAAAGCCCUAUUCUCUUCUCUCUCUGCCUUACUUUCUCCCUCUUCCCCCCGCUACUUCCAUUCUCUUCCUUUCCGACAAUUCGACCCCACAAUUUCUCCGCAUUUCACUCUCUCUCUAAAUUCCCCUUUCAAAAAACAAUACAAUGCCAGCUUCUCCUUCAGAUGGUCGAGGUCGAUGGAAGCGGCGGAAGCGAGAGCGAAGAGCUAAACACCACCAAGAAGAAAACGACGUCGUUCCGGAGGAAGACGAAGAAGAAGACAACAACAACAACAACAACAACGACGACCUCGACAACCACCGCGAGAACUCCGGGGACGAUGCCGGCGGAGCCGUUACGGAUCCAUCUUUAGCGGGGCCCAGCGAGAGUGAGGUCCUCGCCGACGGUGGAGUUCGCAUCUCGGAGUUCCCCGCCGUGGUGAAGCGCACGGUGAACCGUCCUCAUGGUUCCGUAAUGGCGAUCGUGGCGGCUGAACGGGCGGGUUUGGUUGGGGAUAGCAAGGGGCACCAACAGGUGGCGCUGGCGGUUUUGGAGAAUGUUUCGUACGGACAGUUACAGGCGGUUUCGGCGGAAGCUCCCGUUGUUGAUCCGGAGAAGUAUGUGAUUACCUCUCCUCCGAUAAUGGAGGGGCGUGGCGUUGUUAAGAGGUUCGGGAGUAGGGUUCAUGUCCUGCCAAUGCAUUCAGAGUGGUUUUCACCAGCCUCUGUGCAUCGACUAGAAAGACAAGUUGUGCCGCAUUUUUUCUCAGGAAAAUCACCAGAACAUACGCCAGAAAAAUAUAUGGAAUGUAGAAACCACAUUGUUGUCAAAUACAUGGAUAAUCCAGAGAAGAGAAUCACAGUUUCUGAUUGCCAGGGAUUGAUAGAUGGUAUCAAUAUUGAGGAUUUGACUCGAAUCGUUCGGUUUCUUGAUCACUGGGGAAUUAUCAAUUAUUGUGCUACUUCACGAAGUCACGAGCCAUGGAAUGUUGGGUCCUACUUAAGGGAGGACCCAAACGGUGAGGUUCAUGUGCCAUCAGCUGCUUUAAAGUCUAUUGAUAGUUUGAUCAAAUUUGACAAGCCAAAAUGUAGGCUCAAGGCAGCUGAUGUUUAUUCAUCAUCAUCAUGUCAUGAUGACGAUUUCUCUGACUUGGACAACAAAAUACGAGAGCGCUUAGCUGAAAACCAUUGCACUUCUUGUUCGCAGCCUAUUCCUACUUCAUAUUAUCAGUCACAGAAGGAGGUUGAUACACUACUGUGCUCUGAUUGCUUUCAUGAUGGGAGAUUUGUUUCUGGUCAUUCAAGCAUAGAUUUUGUUAGGGUGGAUUCAGCAAAAGAUUAUGAUGACCUAGAUGGAGAAAGUUGGAGUGAUCAGGAAACGCUACUGCUGCUUGAGGCAAUGGAAAUUUACAAUGAGAACUGGAAUGAAAUAGCUGAGCAUGUUGGCACUAAGUCAAAAGCACAAUGCAUACUUCAUUUUCUACGUCUACCCAUGGAGGAUGGCCUACUGGAAAAUGUGGAAGUUCCAAGCAUGCCAAAAUCAACGAGCGUUUCAAAUGGAGAUGUUCGUGGAAGAUUGCACUCAAAUAUGAAUGGGAGUGUAUCAGGGCCCAGCCUUCAAGAUUCAGAUUCUGAAAACAGGCUUCCUUUUGCAAAUUCUGGGAAUCCAGUUAUGGCUAUGGUUGCUUUUCUGGCCUCUGCUGUUGGACCUAGAGUUGCUGCAGCCUGUGCCCAUGCAUCCUUGGCAGCAUUGUCUGAAGAUGUACAGAAGGAAGGUUCAGGGCCUGGUAAUAGGAUGAACACAGAGGGUGUACAUAGCAGAGAAGGUGGUUUUCAUGGUUCUAUUCAUCAAAAAGAGGAGAACUCGGCAGUACACGGUUCAUUUGGUCAAAAUGAGGCAGAGGUUCACCCACUAUCUGCAGAAAAAGUUAAAGCUGCUGCCAAAGCGGGCCUUGCUGCUGCAGCCAUGAAGGCAAAACUGUUUGCCGAUCAUGAGGAACGAGAAAUUCAAAGGCUAUCAGCUAAUAUCAUAAAUCAUCAGUUGAAGAGAUUGGAGCUGAAGCUGAAGCAGUUUGCAGAAGUGGAAACGUUACUCAUGAAAGAAUGUGAACAAGUGGAGAAAGCAAGGCAAAGGUUUGCUUCUGAGAGGGCCCGCAUUGUAUCAGCUCGAUUUGGACCUGCUGGAGUCACGUCACAAAUGACUCUGCCUGGUGUUGCUUCCCCCAUGGUUAACAAUAGCAUUGGCAACAACAGGCAACAGGUAAUGUCAGCCUCGCCUUCACAGCCAAGCACUUCUGGAUAUGGCAGCAACCAAGCAGUACAUCCCCAUAUGCCAUUCAUGCCACGUCAACCAAUGUUUCCAACGGGCCCAAGGUUGCCCCUUACGGCCAUGCAGGCAUCCACUUCAGCUCCUCCCAAUGUCAUGUUCAGCUCACCUGGUAAUGCACAACCCAGUCUUAAUCAUCCCCUGAUGAGGUCGGUAUCUGGGACCAGCUCUGGUCUGGGUUGAAAUGGAAGACUCGGGUGUAAAGUUGGAUUUUAGUUGAUGCUCACUCACUGCACUUUGAAGAGAAGAGGUAGCCCGGACAAAACAGCGGAGGCAUCUUUAGCGCUUCCAUGUAUAGAAGCUACCUGAAGCCUGAAGCAAUUUUUAGGGCUUGUAACAUCAUACAAGCAUUCGGUUUUAAUUAUGAAUUCUUGAGAUUAAUUACCAAAAAUUAAUUUUGUAUAAUAAAUUAUUUAAAAAUUUUAGAAUAUCCCAACAGAAACAAAAUGGCAUCUAAUUUGUGUUUUAUCUUGCUCUGUA